Eucalyptus grandis is the source of this 2359-nucleotide messenger RNA. RefSeq names its product endoglucanase 17. The record is from RefSeq and is a predicted model, not a curated record. The transcript has 8 exons. The coding region runs from base 429 to 1952 and encodes 507 amino acids. Gene Ontology annotation, molecular function: hydrolase activity, hydrolyzing O-glycosyl compounds. Gene Ontology annotation, biological process: carbohydrate metabolic process. NCBI's taxonomy places the organism in Eukaryota, Viridiplantae, Streptophyta, Magnoliopsida, Myrtales, Myrtaceae.
CUUGGAAUGUCAUUCUCUCUGGGGCAAGGGCAAACCCUAGACACCCUUUUUUCCGAACUGUGCAGCAGGGCAUUGGCCAAAAGAAAAAAACCAUUUAAAAAUUGCUCCUUUCACCUUCAUCUGCAAUAAAUUCUGAACUUGCCCCAGAUAAUCUUUUUCAAUACGGGAAUCGAAAAAGUCCCAUUUUACUAAGCACAAAAGACCCUGUUGCUGCUGUUGGAGAAUGUGGCCUUAAUUAUUGUUUUGCUCUGUAACAGAGCGGGAAGAAGUUAUAUCGAAGCAGCUUUUCCUUCUCAGUUUAUAAAUAGUGAAGGUGGUUGCUCUGUGCACUCUUGCAGGUUGGUCGUUGGUUGGUUGUUCUGGGGCUUCCCUCUGAUUUUCCUUUCCUUUCCUUUCCUUUCUUUUUAUUUUUUUUGGUACUCCCUUCAAUGGCGCUUGUCUUCCUCCGCUCCUUCACUCUGCUCCUGCUGCUUUCUUGCUUCUCCGCUUCUCUGUUUCUCUGCAAUGCCUAUUACCCGUUGAGGCACCGCCACCAGCACCGUCCUCGCUUCGCCAGCCACAACUACAGGGAUGCUCUCACCAAGUCCAUCCUCUUCUUCGAAGGGCAGAGAUCCGGGAGGCUCCCUCGCAGCCAGAGGGUCACUUGGAGGAGAGACUCUGGCCUCUCGGACGGGUCUGCUGCCAAUGUGGAUUUGGUGGGUGGGUACUAUGAUGCAGGGGACAAUGUGAAAUUUGGGUUCCCCAUGGCGUUCACCACCACAAUGCUCUCGUGGAGUGUGAUUGAGUUUGGUGGGUUGAUGAAGGGAGAGUUGGGGAAUGCCAAGGAAGCUAUUCGCUGGGCCUCUGACUAUCUGCUCAAAGCCACUGCUCGUCCGGACACCAUCUACGUCCAGGUGGGUGACGCUAACAAGGACCACAAAUGUUGGGAGAGACCAGAGGACAUGGACACGCCGAGGAGCGUGUACAAGAUAGACAGGAGCAACCCUGGCUCUGAUGUGGCCGGUGAAACUGCCGCUGCUCUUGCCGCUGCCUCGUUGGUCUUCAGGAGGAGUGACCCCGCUUACUCCAGAUUCUUGGUCAGGAGGGCCAUCAGGGUUUUCGAGUUUGCUGAUAAGUACAGAGGAUCUUACAGCAAUGGGCUGAAGGAUGUUGUGUGCCCCUUCUAUUGUUCGUUCUCUGGUUACCAGGAUGAGUUGUUGUGGGCAGCUGCUUGGCUGCAUAAGGCCACAAAGAACCUAGCUUUUCUCAACUACAUUCAAGUGAACGGACAGACCCUUGGAGCAGCUGAGUAUGACAACACCUUUGGUUGGGACAAUAAGCAUGCCGGUGCUAGGAUUCUGCUCUCCAAGGCGUUCUUAGUGCAGAAUGUGCAGACCCUCCAUGACUACAAGGGCCAUGCAGAUAAUUUCAUCUGCUCUGUCAUACCGGGAGCUUCUUCCGCUCAAUACACCCCAGGCGGUCUUCUGUUCAAGAUGAGCGAUGACAACAUGCAGUAUGUGACCUCCACCGCCUUCUUGCUCGUGACAUACGCCAAGUACUUAACCAGGGCGCACGUGUUCGUCAACUGCGGUGGCACCACCUUCACUCCGAGCAGACUCCGCAACAUAGCCAAGAAACAGGUGGACUAUCUACUUGGGGACAACCCCUUGAGAAUGUCCUACAUGGUGGGGUACGGGCCACGGUACCCGCAGAGGAUCCACCACAGGGGUUCGUCCCUCCCUUCGGUCGCCUCCCACCCGGCGAAGAUCCAGUGCUCAUCGGGCUUCGACUUCAUGAACUCAGAGUCCCCCAACCCGAACAUUCAUGUGGGCGCCAUAGUUGGCGGACCGGACCAGCACGACCGGUUCCCAGAUCAACGGUCCGAUUAUGAGCAGUCCGAGCCAUCUACUUACAUGAACGCACCCCUGGUCGGCACGCUGGCUUAUCUAGCCCACUCUUUUGGACAGCUCUAGGCUUGGAGGCCCGGAGCAUUGUUCUUCACUCUUUUUUUGCCCAUCUUGUUGUAUUUUAGUUUGGGAGUCGAGAUUAGUAGUGUGGUCCUGAAAAAGGUGCGACGGCGUUGAAGAGAGACGGCCAAAAAUUAGAAAAGGGUCGAGUCGACCCUCGCGCCUUUGAAACACGUCAGUGGUGAAGGUGUAGAUAUAGAGGUGGAUUUAGAUCUUUCACAUGAGGAAGAUGAUGCUGCGUCGUGUUGUGUUGAGUCCAGGUUUCGUGCCAGGAACGGCGUUCCUAUUGAAAGAAAACAAGGGUCGCGACCGUCUUGGUUAAUGGAAUGAUGUAACUGGCUCUGUUUUUUCAAGAGGGUUUGUUACUCUUUUGUGGUUUUUGGAACUUGCAAUCAUGUCCUCUAGUGCCUCAA